GAACAAAUGAGGCUGAUUCCGUUUAAUAUUUUGUUGAGCAAGCGAACAUUAUAACCCUCUUUCUUCACCAAACCCUUCCCUCCGACUUUGCUGAUGGCGGAAGUGGCGGAGACUUCAUCAACCGAUCUGUUGAAGGACGAUAAGCCUGUGAUUGUUAGGGUUAAACGGAAGAGCUAUCAGUCUCCACUCGAAGCUUUCUGGCUUGAAAUCAAUGAAAGACCAGUGAAGCGGCCAUUGUUGGAUUUUGAGAAGCUAUCUAUCAACAAUUCAGCGUCCAAAGCUGAAGAGUUGAAGUCCAAAAAGUUUCUUGUGCAACAUGUGGAUACCGUGAGCGGCCCUGAUGUUGCUGUGGAUAUUCUUCAGUCAUUUGUGGCUAGUAAGCCUAAUUCUGCUGACAUACUUGAUUCUAAAGCAAAACUUGAGGACCAAAGGCGUAGUAACAAGACUGACAAUAAACAGAAGCAGUUGCUGGUCAAAGCUAAAGAAACACAAGAGCUUUUGGCAAAGAAUGCUCGUUUUGAGCAAAUAUGGAAGAGUCGAAAGGGGAAAAGCAACGCUGCAUCUGAUGAUGCAUUGCGUGAUAUGUGCCAGAUCUAUGAUGUUAUGCGUGUGGAUGUUGGGGAGACUAGUGAGGUGCAAGAGGAAGAAGAUGAGGAGGAUCAGAGACUAAUGUACAGUUUUUUGCCUCUAUUACAUGAAUUCAUUCCAAGUGCUGCAGAGGAAUUUGAAUCUGAAAUGGAACAUCAAAUGAUAAGAAAAGUAUCCAAGGAUCAUUAUGUGUACGAUUUGUAUGCUGUCAAGGAUGACGAUACCAGCAUGAUAAUGGAAAAUGCUUCGUGCCCAUUUCCAUUGGUCCAGGUCGAAGACAAUGAUGAUUUCUAUGAUGGCCCAGAUAAUUCAGAUUAUGAAACUGAUGACUCUAACGCUGAAGACAAUCCGUUGAACGAUUAUCCUGAUGAGGAGGAAGAAGAGGAAGAAGAUGAUAGUGAAAGCUCCAAUGAAAAUUCAGAGGAAGUUGAGAGUGAAUCUUCAAGAUCUGAAACCGUAGGACAAGACGAGGGUUUGUCAGAAGACGAGAUGCUGGAAAUCGUUGAUGAAGAUUUCAACGAUGAUGAGGUAUACUGGUAAUUAGUUUACUGUUCCUAAUCGUAUAUGGAAAACAUCCUCGAUCAUAGGUCGAGUAGAUGAUAGAUGGUUGGAUAUUUGGGUAUAUGUAAAAAUUCUUAAGGGUAUAUAAUUCCAUCAUGUGAAUGCCUUUGCGUACAUGUCCUAUCCUACCCCUAGACCUUACUUUUGUGUGGUAUUUACUGGGUUAGUUUGGUCUGGUUAUGUAUACCGAGCUAGCUACUUGGUUGAUUUGGGAUUUUGUUCAAGUGAUGUGCAAUGUGUAUCACCUUUUCUCAGUGGAUUGAAUUGUAUUUCCGUCAA
This is a messenger RNA of Cynara cardunculus var. scolymus (artichoke), 1428 nucleotides long. RefSeq names its product RNA-directed DNA methylation 4. Bases 94 to 1128 code for a protein of 344 amino acids. The transcript has 10 exons. NCBI's taxonomy places the organism in Eukaryota, Viridiplantae, Streptophyta, Magnoliopsida, Asterales, Asteraceae. The record is from RefSeq and is a predicted model, not a curated record.